Molecule: messenger RNA, 1266 nt
Organism: Xylaria bambusicola
Lineage: Eukaryota; Fungi; Ascomycota; Sordariomycetes; Xylariales; Xylariaceae
Product: pali-domain-containing protein
Exons: 2
Coding region: 287-1012 (241 amino acids)
Cellular component (GO): cell division site; plasma membrane; growing cell tip
Source: RefSeq, a predicted model, not a curated record
UGCUGGGUCUUUGAAGCAUUCGAUACACUAUGAGACCACCUCUGACGAAGCCAGCCGCUCUUAUGCAUACGAUACUUAUAAUACGGCCACCUCUCGCCUAACUACUGGCACAUUUUGUUCUUUGUUUUGUCUUCACAUCUCACCAAGCUUCACCAGCUGCUGAGCACACAUCUCGCGUUAGCCUUCCAGCCGUGUACCUACUCUCACCCUUCGCUAUAAAGGAUUAAAAACAAGUCCAUAUAUACUACACAGUACGCCGCUAUCGCUUAAUCUCAACUCAUCAAACAUGGCUCGGACAGGCUUCAUCCACCACAUCGGCACUUUCUUUCUCUUCGCCGCCACGGUCUUACUUAUCAUUACCGAUAUCUCGGCACCCGUGGUCUCAGACAUCUCUCUCCUCAAGGUUGAGCUGGGCAGAAAUGAACGGUCCGACUUAUUCAGCGAUGAUGACGACCGUUUUCCCUCUAUUACCUUUGGUACCUUCGGUUACUGUCUCAAGGACUUCACAGCUGAGGGCUCCAAAGACUGCACUGACUCGCACAUUGGGUACGACCCCGUGGCCGUGAUAGAGCGAAAUGUAGGAGACACCUCCUUCUCAGACUAUGCCCAUGACACGGCCCGGGCUCUCACGAAAGUUAUGGUCCUCCACCCCAUCGCAACUGGGCUGGCUUUCAUCUCCUUCGUCCUGGCUAUCGGAGCCGGCUUCGUAGGGAGCUUCUUGUCCGCUCUCGGCGCCUUCAUCACCUUCCUCGUGACUGCCGUCGUGCUCAUCACAGACUUUGUGUCCUUCUCCAUCGUUAAAUCGGCCGUCAACGACUCCAACGACAGAGUUGUCGCAUCAUACGGUUCCGCGUCAUGGACAACUCUUGUUGCUGCCAUUCUGUGCCUCUUCGCCUCCGUCAUCUUACUCUUCACCUGCUGCAGCGCGCGUAUCCACCGCCGCCGCGAGGCCCGCUACCACGAGUCCAAGGUCGCUGCUUCAUCCCCCGCUCGUCGCCGUCGCUGGUUCUAAGCUUAGCGUGGCAAACUGAUUCAAAUUACUCAAAAUUGAAGUCGAUUCGAUAUUCACACACUUGAUACAUCCUAUCACCACUUCCCUCGUUCUUUGCGAAAACGAGGCGACGGAAAAUCACACAACCUAAUGACUAAACCCACGAAUGAACGACACGACGAAGAAUUCUCUAAGCCAUAGGAUUUGGCGUAUAAUAACGCUUUUCUGGUUUCUUCAUCUCUACUACUUACUUACUAUUUUGUACAUCACGUAUA